CACUGCGCCAGGCCCAAAAGGGAGUAUUAAAGUUUGGGUUUUGGUGCACACGGUAUCGGGCCCCGGGCUGCCACCGCCACCUCAGUCGCUGCUCCUGCCUCCGGCUCUGCCACCUGUGCCAUCUCCUGUCAUGGCCGAGGAGCUUUCCACGGCCGCAUCUUAUACCAAAGGUGAUUUCUACUGUCCUGUCUGUCAGGAGGUGCUCAAAACACCGGCCCAGACCGCGGCCUGUCAGCACAUUUUCUGUAGAAAAUGUUUCCAGACUGCAAUGAGAGAAGGUGGAAUAUGUUGUCCCCUGUGUUGUGGAAAUGUGACUAGAAAAGAAAGAGCAUGUCCCGAAUGGGCCUUAGACCUUGAAAAUAUCAUGAGGAAGUUUUCUGGUAGCUGCAGAUGCUGUGCAAAACAGAUUAAAUUCUAUCGCAUGAGACAUCAUUAUGAAUCUUGCAAGAAGUAUCAAGAUGAAUAUGGUGUUUCUUCUAUCAUUCCAAACUUACAGAUUUCCCAAGAUUCAGGAGGGAACAAGAAUACAAGUGCUUCUGGACAUCCCACCUUUAAGUGUCCCUGUGUCAAGAAUCGUCUUAGCAGACAGCGUUUAUUGGAUCACGUAGCAGUAAUUGCCUAUUUCAGAUAGUUCCUGUGACAUGUCCUAUUUGUGUGUCUCUUCCUUGCGGAGAUCCUACGCAGAUUACUAGAAAUUUCUUCAGUCAUCCUAAU
Ochotona curzoniae (black-lipped pika) is the source of this 714-nucleotide messenger RNA. Its product is annotated as E3 ubiquitin-protein ligase RNF138-like. NCBI's taxonomy places the organism in Eukaryota, Metazoa, Chordata, Mammalia, Lagomorpha, Ochotonidae. The transcript has 2 exons. The record is from RefSeq and is a predicted model, not a curated record. Bases 131 to 631 code for a protein of 166 amino acids.